AUGCUCUUCCCCGCCGUCUUCCACAUCGCGGUGGUCCAGCCGUCGCUGACGGCCCUCCACCCGUCGGCGCCUCGCGCGGCCGCGCCGCGCAUGAUUGGCCCCCAGCCGUACCGGUCGGCAGAGGAGCGAAGGAUGGCCCGCGAAGACGCACGGCGCGGCAUGGUUCCAGGCUUUCGGGGCCCGCAGCCACGUCCUGGCCCUCGCGGGCGCGGGCGUGGCAUGCCACAGGGCCCUCCGCCGGACUUCUACGAGCCGCCACCUCGGUACGUCCCAGGCCCUCGUGGCCCGGUGGCAGGGCCGAUGCCGGGCCGCGGCCAGGCGGGAGGGCCGAUGCCAGGGCGCGGCCCCGCGGCGAGGGACAGGGAGUACGACACCUUUUCGCAGCAGCCUCCAGGCCCUCAGGCUGGGCCGCGGCGGUCGUACCGGCAGCCGCCACCAGUCGACGCAGAGCGGCGGCACAAGUCGCCCGGGCUGCGCAACAACUUUUACGACCUCCCCACCGCCGACUUCAAGAGGCCGCACGGCGUCCCGCCGCCCGACCCCCCUCCUCCUGCGGCAGAGGGAGGCGCGGCGGGCAGCGGGCAGCCGGCCGGCAGCGGGUACCAGGCAGAGCCGCACUGGGAGAAGAGCAGCUUCGGGCAGCAGAGCAGCUACACGCAGUCGGGCGCGGGGUACGGCCAGCCGAGCGCGGGGUACGGCCGUGCGAGCGACGAGGCCCCUCUGGAGUACGAGGACCACCUGGCGGGGCAGGUGGUCGACGCGCAGGGCGAGAGCGUCGAGCGGCUCGAGGGGAUGGGUGCGCGGGUGGCGCUGCCGCCAGAGGCGGGCGGGGACGAGGAGGAGGAGGAGGACAUCACUUGGGACGCGCUGGCGGGCGCCGAGGAGACGCGGCUGCAGGUGGAGGAGGCGCUGCUCCUGCCGCUGCAGCACCCCGAGGCCUUCGCGGCGGUGCGAGCCGGCACCCGCACCCUCACCACCAAGGGCGACCGCGCGGGCACGCUGCUCUUCUACGGCACCGCGCCCCACAAGCAAGGGGCACUGAUGUCGAAGUGGUACGGAAAGGCAGCGCAGCAGCCUCCCUGCCCCUCCCCCCUCUCGACGGGCGGCGGCGGGUGCGUCCUCUUCCUCGACGAGCUGGACGCGCUCGCCGGCUCGCGCUCGCGCGAGAAUGCCGAAGGGUUCCGCCGCAAGUCUCCCUGGCCUGUUGCGCGGCUCCACGGAUUUUACCUCCCAAAAAGGCAGGGAGUCUCACUCCCCGCGACCAACGGGGCCAUGGAUCCUUAA
Molecule: messenger RNA, 1284 nt
Organism: Emiliania huxleyi CCMP1516
Lineage: Eukaryota; Haptophyta; Isochrysidales; Noelaerhabdaceae
Exons: 5
Coding region: 1-1284 (427 amino acids)
Source: RefSeq, a predicted model, not a curated record